AUGCACCCUUUGAGGCUCAAUGAGACCUGCACGGAUUUAGAACUUGGCGAGAUUUGCACAAGCCAUUGCGCGGAUGAGAUUUCCAAAUGUAUGGCAGAAUGUCCCCCGGGCGAUGUUUCUUGCGAAAAUAUUUGCAUAAGAGAUGGGUUUACGUGCGUUGAUGGGUGUCCUUGCAAUAUUGAUUGUCCCACAGGAUGUCAGGAUUGCCCUGCUUUUGUUUGCUCAGCUUGUUUUUCACCUGAAAACAAUGAAGAUCAUGUCAACUGUAUCGAAUUUUUCGGAAACGAGCUGAGUAAAUGUACAAAAAAUUGCGAAAACGAGCUUUUUCGUUCUCUUUGUCAGGACCAAUGUGAUCAAGAGUAUUUUAUCAAUAUUGAAACCUGCCCUUGCGAGCCCGGUUGCCCAGACGGAUGCCCAUGUCCAAAUUACGAAUGUGAAGAAUCGAGCCUUGAGAAACACGGAGCUGUUUUGGUCCUUAAGAGAUUCAGAAUUCCAAGAAAACCUGUUCUUGUGAAUUUCGAAAGCUUUACAACAGAUUUAUCUGUAUCUUGGUACAACAACGGUCCAGAAAAUCACCAAUACUACCCUUUAGAUGGAUGCUCAGUUUUAUACAAGGAUAAGAAUUAUCUGUUUGGAGGCUACACUGCUAAUAUAAAUGGCACCUUGAUAAGUUACGGGCCACAUAUUCUUGAUGGCUGUGAUAUUGUAAAGGCUGAAGGUGUUUCUUUUUAUCACGAUUGUGAUUUAGGCUCAGUGGGAUAUCUACCAACAGUUGAUGAUAAAGAGGCUUAUAUAAUGCUCUAUGACGGUGAAAUGAACAAUGUCCAAGCAUAUGAUGGACACGCAAUUCUUGAGGCUGAAUUUUGGGCGCCAAACAAAUAUCAUUCGAAUACAGGAGGUCAUAUCCCUAUUUACAAAGAGAAACCUAUACUUAUUGGGGGAAUGUCGGAAAAUUCUGUCGAGACUUUCAGCUUGAAAAAUGAAUGGACUGAACACGAAGAUCUAGUAUUUCCCGAUGGAGAUAUUGAAUCGUACACCACAGUCUGGGGAGACUUUGGUGUGGUCGUUUUUCCUGGAAAAUCAAGAUCUAACGAAAAAAUAUGGCGACUUUUUGAUGAUAAAUGGACGAAUAUUGGAAUAGUUGCUGGUGAAAAAACAAGAAGAGCUGCUAGAUCAGUUCUUUUUCCAAAUAAUGAGGUUAUGAUGAUCGGCGGUUACGAUAACCAACAAUUCAUCAAAUAUGCCUUCAACGAUGAUUUUACUUCUAUAAAAGGAGAAAUUUUAGAAGACCUUCCUUUUCUUGCAGAAUACGAUUUCCCUUAUGCGAUCUACGUUGAAAAUAAUUUCUGCACAAUCUGA
Oikopleura dioica is the source of this 1359-nucleotide messenger RNA. The record is from the annotation of a GenBank genome assembly. NCBI's taxonomy places the organism in Eukaryota, Metazoa, Chordata, Appendicularia, Copelata, Oikopleuridae.